AUGGCCUAUCAAAGUCGACCUCCUGAACAAGCUCCAUUAGAAUUUCCUUAUAUUGGUGAUGUAAAUCAAUAUGAACGUAUUGAUAAAAUUGGUCAAGGAACAUUUGGAGAAGUAUUUAAGGCUCGUUGUAAAAAGACAAAUGAUUUUGUUGCUAUGAAAUUAAUUUUAAUGGAUCAAGAAAAAGAAGGUUUCCCAAUAACAGCAUUACGUGAAAUUAAAAUUUUACAAGAACUUCGACAUGACAAUAUUGUUCGUCUUAUUGAAGUUUGUCGAUCAGCAAUGGAUAAAUCUUCUCGUAGUAAAUUUUAUUUUAUAUUUGAAUUCUGUGAUCAUGAUCUAGCGGGUAUAUUACGAAAUCCUAAUGUUAAAUUUAGUCUUGGUCAUAUUAAAUCUAUAAUGCAGCAAUUAUUAGAUGGUCUAUAUUUUAUUCAUAAAAAUCAUAUUAUUCAUCGUGAUAUUAAAUCAGCAAAUAUAUUAAUAACACGUAAUGGUGUACUUAAACUUGCUGAUUUUGGUCUAGCGAAAGUGAUAACACCACCAAAACCUAAUCAUCAAAAUCGAUAUACAUGUCGAGUUGUUACUCUAUGGUAUCGUCCACCGGAAUUAUUAUUAGGUGAACGUGAUUACGGUCCGGCUAUUGAUAUGUGGGGAGUUGGAUGUAUUUUUGCAGAAAUGUGGAUUCGUUCUCCUAUAAUGCAAGGCACUACUGAACAACAUCAACUUGAAUUAAUAUCUCAUUUAUGUGGUAGUAUAGAGCCAAGUGUUUGGCCAGGUGUGAAUAAAUUACCAUUAUAUACAAAAUUAAAAUUACCACAAAAUGAACGUCGUAAAGUUCAUGAUCGAAUGAAACCAUAUAUACAAGAACCAUUAGCACUUGAUUUAAUUGAUAAAUUAUUAACAUUAGAUCCAAAACAACGUAUUGAUGCAGAUAAUGCUGUUAGUUCAGAUUUCUUUUAUUCUGAACCACCAUUAGCUGAUUUAAAACCACUUUUAUCAAAAUAUCCAUCGAUGUUUGAACUUAAAGAAGUUUCACGUAAUGCAUAUAAUCCACAAAUGCAACAACAACAACAACAGCAACGUAUAAAACAAGCACGACCAAAUGUACCUAAUUUACCAUCAGAACCAAUUUAUUAG
Messenger RNA from Rotaria sordida, 1134 nucleotides. The record is from the annotation of a GenBank genome assembly. NCBI's taxonomy places the organism in Eukaryota, Metazoa, Rotifera, Eurotatoria, Philodinida, Philodinidae.